This is a messenger RNA of Salvelinus namaycush (lake trout), 1683 nucleotides long. RefSeq names its product hyaluronan synthase 3 (gene has3). Gene Ontology annotation, molecular function: hyaluronan synthase activity. The record is from RefSeq and is a predicted model, not a curated record. Lineage: Eukaryota; Metazoa; Chordata; Actinopteri; Salmoniformes; Salmonidae. The transcript has 3 exons. Bases 1 to 1683 code for a protein of 560 amino acids. Gene Ontology annotation, biological process: extracellular matrix assembly; hyaluronan biosynthetic process.
AUGCCUUCUCGCUGUAGGACUGUGCUGCAUAUCGUGACGACCACCCUCUUCGCCGCUGUGGUCCUGUUUGGGAUCCUGCUGGCUUACGUGACUGGCUACCAGUUCAUCCACACAGAGCAGCACCACCUGUCUUUCGGCCUGUACGGAGCCAUCCUGUCUCUACACCUCUUCCUCCAGAGCCUGUUUGCCUUCCUGGAGCACAGACACAUGCGCAGCCCCGCCCGGCCCCAGCAUCUGCGGCGCUCUGUGGCCCUGUGCAUCGCUGCCUACCAGGAGGACCCAGACUACCUGAGGAAGUGCCUCCGCAGCGUGCGCCACAUCUCUUUCCCCGGCCUGAAGGUGGUGCUGGUGGUGGACGGGAACAGGCCGGAGGACGGCUACAUGAUGGACAUCUUCCAGGAGGUGAUGGGUGGAGCGGACCAGGCAGGCAGCGUGGUGUGGAAGGGGAACUACCACAGUGACGGGGGCGGGGGUGGAGGGGUGGGCGGAGGGGGGGCCAGAGCAGCGUCCCUGCAUGCGGAGGAGGCUGCACGUGUGGCCAGCCUGGUGAGGAACUGUCGCUACUCCUGUAUCAUGCAGGAGUGGGGAGGGAAGAGAGAGGUGAUGUACACAGCUUUCAAAGCCCUGGGAGACUCUGUGGACUAUAUGCAGGUGUGUGACUCAGACACAGUUCUGGACCCAGCGUGCACCAUAGAGAUGCUGAAGAUUCUAGAAGAGGAUGCAAAGGUGGGGGGAGUAGGUGGAGAUGUUCAGAUCCUGAAUAAGUAUGACUCGUGGCUCUCCUUCCUGAGCAGUGUGCGUUACUGGAUGGCCUUCAAUGUGGAGCGGGCCUGCCAGUCCUACUUUGGCUGUGUGCAAUGUAUCAGUGGUCCCCUGGGCAUGUACCGCAACUCUCUGCUGCAGCAGUUCCUGGAGCCCUGGUAUCACCAGACCUUCCUGGGCAGCAAGUGCAGCUUCGGUGACGACCGCCACCUCACCAACCGCGUGCUCAGUUUCGGCUACAAGACCAAGUUCACCGCUCGCUCCCAGUGCCAGACUGAAACGCCAACGCGCUACCUCCGCUGGCUCAACCAACAGACCCGCUGGAGCAAGUCCUACUUCAGGGAGUGGCUGUACAACGCUCUCUGGUUCCACAAGCACAGCCUCUGGAUGACCUACGAGUCUGUGGUGACAGGCUUCUUCCCCUUCUUCCUGGUUGCCACAGUGAUCCACCUGUUCUACCGUGGGCGCCUGUGGAACAUCCUUCUCUUCCUGUUGACAGUGCAGCUGGUUGGCAUGGUGAAGGCUACCUACGCCUGCUUCCUGAGGGGCAGUCUGGUCAUGAUCUUCAUGUCUCUCUACUCCCUCCUCUACAUGUCCAGUCUGCUGCCAGCCAAAAUCUUUGCCCUGCUCACUAUCAACAAGGCUGGCUGGGGCACAUCAGGGCGGAGGAAGAUUGUGGUGAACUUCAUUGGGGCAGUGCCUGUCACAGUGUGGGGGGCUGUGCUGCUGGGUGGGGUGGCAUACACCAUCUACUGUGAAACCCAGGAGCCCUUCAGUGAGACAGAGAAAGCACUGCUCAUCGCUGGGGCCAUCCUGUACGCCUGCUACUGGGUCAUCCUGCUGGUUCUUUACCUGGCUAUAGUAGCCAAACGCUGCAACAAGAGGGAGGAGCAAUACCACCUGCCGUAUGCAGAGGCAUAA